Molecule: messenger RNA, 599 nt
Organism: Panicum virgatum (switchgrass)
Lineage: Eukaryota; Viridiplantae; Streptophyta; Magnoliopsida; Poales; Poaceae
Product: transmembrane protein 258-like
Exons: 4
Coding region: 163-393 (76 amino acids)
Biological process (GO): protein N-linked glycosylation
Cellular component (GO): membrane-bounded organelle
Source: RefSeq, a predicted model, not a curated record
AACCCUUGCGGACGGGAUCCCCUUGCGGACCGUAGGGGACGGGAUCCGCCGAUCCGGGAUCCAUCCGCCUCUCCUCUCUCCAGAAAUCGGUCAGCUCAUCUCGGCGCCACCGAAGAGACGACGCGGCCGGCGACCACAGCGGCAGGCGGCAGAUCCGGCGGAAUGGCGGCGAAGGCGAUCUCGAGCCCCGUGCCGGUGGAGUGGUACCCGACGCUGGCCGUCGUCAUGGUCUCCGUCGGACUCAUGCUCACCGCCUCCUUCUUCAUUUAUGAAGCAACUUCAUCCAGGCGGAGCCGUAGCCUGGCAAAGGAGAUCACAACAGCAGCUGUUGCUUCUGUAUUUCUGGGCUUUGGGUCUUUGUUUGUGCUUCUUGCAAGUGGUGUUUAUGUCUGAUCACUGGCUAUGCAAGACUAUUGUUCUGUUCUCCAGCCGUAGUUGUAGAGUAUGCCAGGUUCUGAAACUGUGCUGCCCUGGCCUCCUGGUCGAUAUGAAGUCAUAUGACAUGUUUUAGAUGGAGCCCACUAAGCUCGAACAUUCUUGUGGAUUUUUGCCCUGGUCUCCGAUAUAAUGUCAGUCGAAACACUUCAUCUUGCUGGUUA